CUUAGAACGGUUAGUCAAAUCGACUUCUUUGAUUCUCACCCACUUAUAUAAUUGUUUGAUAUUAAAGAACGACCCGAAUUCAGAUUCGUUUUCGAUUUAGCAAAGCCCCAUCGCCCUUCUCCCGCUCAAGGCGCCAAUGAACGCUACGUCCAGCGUCACUUCAACGCCUCCCGCGUACUCGCCACAGCCGGGGAUUGUCGAUGCGAACAGCGUGAAUUCCGAUCCCGAAGCGCUUUGCAAUUUAAUCGUGAACUACUUACCCCCUCUCAUGGACGAGGCGCAGCUAUUCCAGCUAUUUUCUCAGUUCGGCCCUAUUGAAUCGAUUAAGGUGAUCUACGACCGCGAUACGCACGAGAGUCGGGGCUACGGCUUCGUGCGAUUUCGAUUCUUCUUCUCCGCGACAUACGCGAUUCACUGUCUAAAUCGUUUUCAGAUUGGCGGGAAACGGCUGAAGGUGGCGUAUGCGAACGUCUCCGCGGCGCAGGAGAGCUACGCCGCGUUGAAGGAGACGCUCACGCAGUUCACGGUGGAGCAGCGCAUAGCGUUGCAGACGAUGUAUUACAACCAAACCGUAAUGGCGCAACAGCAGCAGCGGGAGAUGGGCGCGUUGCGCGUCAGCUCCGCCUCCAGUGUUGUUGCCGCCGAUUGA
This is a messenger RNA of Phytomonas sp. EM1, 649 nucleotides long. The record is from the annotation of a GenBank genome assembly. Lineage: Eukaryota; Euglenozoa; Kinetoplastea; Trypanosomatida; Trypanosomatidae.